Messenger RNA from Aspergillus clavatus NRRL 1, 2025 nucleotides. Its product is annotated as HET domain-containing protein. Bases 1 to 2025 code for a protein of 674 amino acids. NCBI's taxonomy places the organism in Eukaryota, Fungi, Ascomycota, Eurotiomycetes, Eurotiales, Aspergillaceae. The record is from RefSeq and is a predicted model, not a curated record. The transcript is spliced from 2 exons.
AUGGCAGUAGUACAAGAUAGAGAUAAACUCUGCCACGCAUGCAGUCAAAUUCCCCCAAUCGAGAGUUUCGGAACAGAAUUCCAAACCAUUUGGGCGUCCUUUGCGGAGAUCGAGAACGGAGCCCACAGCGGAUGUCCCUCCUGCUCAUUUUUCUACUCAACCGCCAGUGGCUCGGAGCGUGAUCAGGAUUCUCCAGCCCAACCGGCCGUUCAGUAUCCUUACGGCCUGAGAUGGAACAGUUUCGUGCCACCUGCGCCAACGGCUCCAAAUGAAAGGCCGACGCUCGAACUGCUUUGCGAAGCGAGAUUGCCACCCGCCAUAGCUGAAGGAAGCUUCGACUUCGCGUUCUACGAUGUGUUUGCGAAAGCGGAGGAGCCAUUGGCGAAGAUACUCAAGAUCCACGAUGUCGACCCGGAUCCUCGGUCAGACCGAGUAUUCAGUGGGAUUCGCAGGUGGAUCGAAACGUGUCGUCGGACGCAUGCCGCCUGUCAAUCGCGAGACGAUCCAGUCCUGCCCAGGUUUAUAGUUGAAAUUCGUUCCGGGUCGGGACCAGCGUUGGCGCCGCGGUUGCGGCUUGUUGAAACUGACGGGUCGACAAAGGCCCCCUACAUCACGCUCAGUUUCGUAUGGGGUGUCCAAGUGCAGCCGGUCCAACUGUCCAAGGCAAACUUCGGCCAGUUCAAGAAGUCGAUCGACUACACGCUACUGCCACAAACCAUUCAAGACGCCAUCUACGUCGCGCGGCGGCUGGACGUGGGAUACAUAUGGAUAGACACUCUCUGCAUCGUGCAGGACGACAGCGAGAUCAAGAAGCAGCAGAUUGCCCAGAUGAACACGAUCUUCGGUCACUCGUACCUCACCGUGCAGGCGGGCAAUGUCCACUCCGUACACGAGUCGUUCCUCCGGCCGCGUCCUCCACCUGAGAAAACCCCACUACAGCUUCGAUAUAAUGACGCCAGUGAUGUCUUUCUGCGAGCAAACAGCCUCCAACAACCUUUCAAAGAUAGUCCCGCAAACCGCCGCGGCUGGGUCUUCGAGGAAAGCGUCCUCCCGACCCGCCUCCUCGUCUACGGCACUCACCAGACCGCAUUCGCCUGCAGAACCGUCUGCGAGCUCGAAGACGGCUUCCGCGGCCAACUCCGCAACGUACCCUACCCGAGCCUCCUCCACCCACCACGAUGGUGGAUCGGCGAACCCGAGCACUUCGCCGCCCGCCCGCCAGACCGCAGACUCGACUUCCUCCGAUGCUGGUACCGGGCCUUGGACUGGUCCUACACACGCCGUCUGUUCACCCUGUCGCACGACAAACUCCCCGCCAUCAGCGGCAUGGCCACCCGCCUCCAGUCCGAGAUCGGUGGCCGCUACCUCGCCGGGCUCUGGGAGUCCGAUAUGCCCUGGUCCCUGCUCUGGCAGUCGAGAGACCACCAGGGCAAACCCGCAUGGAUCAAGGAACCACAGCAUCUGACCCGGCCUGCCGCGACCCGAGCACCCUCGUGGUCCUGGGCCUCCGUCGACGGGCCAACGGACCAUGCAUUCAUGGAAAGAUUCCGCCACCCUGACGGUCCCCUGGCGACGGCGUACACCGAGUCCCUGAGCGCGGAUCCGCUGGGCGUUCUCUCCGACGGCGGCGUGCUACGCAUCAGCAGCGCCCUGAUCUACGCGACCGUCAUCCCGCCCACGCACCCUGAAUUCCAGUGCCUUGGCCCCAUCGCGAGCCGCAAACAUCUCGUCCAUAGGACGAUUCUGUCGCUCUUGGUCUGGGCCAGACCAUCCACAGGGGCGGGAGCAGGAGCGGGAGCAGGAGCACACGAAGCGAGCUUACUAGGCCUCGCGAACUUCGACAUCAAGGCCGAACAGGGCGCCGGUGUCUGGUGCCUGCUGAUCUCGCACGCCAAGGGCCUGUUGCUGGAGUGUGUCGAUCCGGGAAAGAAGAUCUUCGCGAGGGUCGGAUACUUCUCCUUAUCUGUUGAUGACUGGCUUCCGUCGUUGAACCAGGAGCUGCGGGUCGAGGUGACGAUACUCUAG